This is a messenger RNA of Penicillium maclennaniae, 261 nucleotides long. RefSeq lists its product as uncharacterized. NCBI's taxonomy places the organism in Eukaryota, Fungi, Ascomycota, Eurotiomycetes, Eurotiales, Aspergillaceae. Bases 1 to 261 code for a protein of 86 amino acids. The record is from RefSeq and is a predicted model, not a curated record. The transcript has a single exon.
AUGGCACCAUCCGAAUCCAGACCUAUGCUUGGGAAGAAAGCUGCACCAGCGGCUGAAGAGGAAAGCAUUGAAAAGCAAAGCCAACGCGAUCCCGUCCCAACCACAACAGAGCAUCCAGACUCCAGACCUAUGCUAGGGAAACCGACCCCAUUAGCGGCCGAAGAGGAAAGCUUGAAAGAACAAACCCAGCGCGAUUCCACGCAGAACAGAACGACAUCCUCGGAUAGCAGACCUACCUCUGGCGAGAAAUCGGCGCUAUGA